Molecule: messenger RNA, 342 nt
Organism: Phytophthora infestans T30-4
Lineage: Eukaryota; Oomycota; Peronosporomycetes; Peronosporales; Peronosporaceae
Exons: 2
Coding region: 1-342 (113 amino acids)
Source: RefSeq, a predicted model, not a curated record
AUGAAGAACCCCGUAAGUCCCAUCGAGGAGAGCAAGACGGCCAUGUGCCUGUCCCCACAAGAGAAACUAAAGAGCGCGGCAGUACAGCGCAACAAGCGUUCGCAUGCUGCAGUCGACCUGGACGGAUGGAUCAGUGACGACUACGUGCGUGCAAUGGACUUUGACGACCGACUCAAUCAGGAUAUCGACUGGGUGGGCCACGACGAUAUGGACCUGGCGCUGAGCAUGGACGCUCUGGCGCAGGACCACACGACUAGCGACGACGUCAACGACUUCUCUUCGUUCCUGCGCGGCGGCUUGGCCUUCGAGGACCCCGCGGACAUGGCUUCGACCUUCGGUUAG